AUGUCGACCAAAGGGAGCAGUGGAGUCAUCCGCACGAACGACCCCACAGAGAAAACCGCGAUUUGGAUGGAAAAUCCAUUCUCCCUGAAAAUCGGCCAAGUGUUCACCGGCUUCGGCGUCGGUUGUGGGGUCGGCGUCGGCGUCGGCCGCCCUUUGAAUUUAGGUGCAAUACCAGUUCUGGGUGAAGUUAUGAUUGCUGCUAGAGGUGCAACUGAUGCCUUUUCUGGUGUGCAUCGACAUGUGAACAGCUCUUUGAGGAAAGUGGGGGCAAAGCAUAUAGAAGCAGGCAUUGGCUGUGGAGUGGGAUUUGGCCAUGGAUUUGGAGUUGGUAUGUAUUUACGAUAUAUAAUGCUUAUUAAACUCCAAUUGGCAGCACAAAUGAUGGAAAAACUUGGAAUGGGUUUCAGUUCCACUUUAUCACAUGAAAACCAUGCUGAAGGGGAAAGUAUUAGUCCAUUGGUGAAAACAUUAUCAAAUAGUACAUUUAAUGGUGAUAUCAGUGAUGGGAAAAAGAUAGUUUUUUCAGAGGGCAUUGUAGCACCGAAAACCUCCGAUUCAAACCCACAGCAUAGCAGUAGAACAGAGAACGUAGUCAACAAUUUUCUGCGCACUCCACUUCUCCAAGAGAAAAGGGGCUCACUUCAUGAACAAGCUGGGGCACUUCAGUCGGAAAAUAAUGUGCUUCAAAUGGUGUUGAAACACCAGAUAUUAAUCGAGGAGUUGAUGCAAGAAAAUGAGAAGCUUCGUCGAAUAUUGGUGGAAGAGUUAAAAGUACAACCAAUCAAGUUCGAGUCUAGCUUCACGAGUAGUAGUAAGUCCUCAUGUACCGACUGUUUUGAAUGCCGUAGAAAACAAAGGAAGAGGUGA
Striga hermonthica is the source of this 867-nucleotide messenger RNA. The record is from the annotation of a GenBank genome assembly. Lineage: Eukaryota; Viridiplantae; Streptophyta; Magnoliopsida; Lamiales; Orobanchaceae.